Morus notabilis is the source of this 2909-nucleotide messenger RNA. Its product is annotated as subtilisin-like protease SBT1.3. The transcript has a single exon. Lineage: Eukaryota; Viridiplantae; Streptophyta; Magnoliopsida; Rosales; Moraceae. The record is from RefSeq and is a predicted model, not a curated record. Gene Ontology annotation, biological process: proteolysis. Bases 176 to 2488 code for a protein of 770 amino acids. Gene Ontology annotation, molecular function: serine-type endopeptidase activity.
UCUUUAUUACUCUGCACCAGAUGGCAGACUAGUGUACUGAAAGGCUCCUUUCGAGAGAUUUUCAAAAGCCAAAAACAAUAUUAAUAUUUCCCAAAACCCUCUUUGUUUUUUUAAUCUUCUUCUUCGUUUUAAGCUCUGUAUCUCUGAAAGUAGUUCGUUUCUCUGGUGUGAAAAGAUGGUUGGAACUCCAGUCAAAUGGCUGGUUCUGAUAUCCCUAACGAGCUGCUUGCUUUUCAACGCUGUAGAAUUAUCAGCCAAGAAGACUUACAUAAUCCAAAUGGAUAAAUCAGCCAUGCCGGAGUCGUUCUCAGAUCACUUAGAGUGGUACUCGUCGAAAGUAAAGUCAGUUCUGAUGAAACAGAGUGAUGAUGAAGAGAGGAUAAUCUACAGUUACCAAACGGCUUUCCAUGGAGUUGCGGCUCAGCUAAGUGAAGAAGAAGCUGAGAAGCUGGAACAAGACGACGACGUUUUGGGUGUGUUUCCGGAGACUAAGUACGAACUUCACACGACGAGAAGUCCGAUGUUUCUGGGACUUGAUCCGAGGCAGGACAGGGAUAAUGUCUGGUCGCAGAUGCUGUCCGAUCAUGACGUCGUCGUGGGUGUGCUCGACACCGGAAUCUGGCCGGAGAGCGAGAGUUUUAAUGACACCGGGAUGACUCCGGUGCCGGCUCACUGGAAAGGAGAGUGCGAGACGGGAAGAGGAUUCGCGAAACGACACUGUAAUAGAAAGAUUGUCGGCGCGAGGAUGUUCUACAGAGGAUAUGAAGCGGCGACGGGGAAGAUCAACCCGCAGAGCGAGUACAAGUCGCCGAGGGACCAGGACGGGCACGGGACCCACACGGCGGCCACCGUCGCGGGGUCUCCGGUGAAGGGGGCGAACCUCCUCGGCUAUGCGUACGGCACCGCUAGGGGAAUGGCUCCCGGUGCGAGAAUCGCGGCGUACAAGGUCUGCUGGGUCGGCGGGUGCUUCAGCUCCGAUAUUCUCUCCGCCGUCGACAGAGCCGUCGCCGACGGCGUCAACGUCUUGUCGAUUUCUUUAGGCGGCGGGGUUUCGUCGUAUUACAGAGAUAGUCUCUCCGUGGCGUCGUUUGGGGCUAUGGAGAUGGGCGUUUUCGUGUCGUGCUCGGCUGGGAACGGAGGACCCGACCCGAUCAGCCUCACCAACGUUUCUCCAUGGAUAACCACCGUCGGAGCUAGCACCAUGGAUAGGGAUUUCCCUGCCACGGUUAAGCUCGGAACGGGGAAAACUAUUUCCGGAGUUUCGCUUUACAAAGGAAGAAAAACUCUCGGAAGCAACAAACAAUAUCCUAUUAUAUACAUGGGAAGCAAUUCCACGAGCCCGGAUCCAAGCUCGCUGUGCUUAGAAGGGACACUAGAUCGCCGCAAAGUCGCCGGUAAAAUCGUUAUCUGCGACCGCGGAAUCAGCCCUCGAGUGCAGAAAGGACAAGUCGUCAAAGACGCCGGUGGCGUCGGCAUGAUCCUGGCCAACACCGCCGCGAACGGCGAGGAGCUCGUGGCGGACUCGCACUUAAUCCCCGCCGUGGCCGUCGGAGAAUCCAAAGCCAAAGAGAUAAAACACUACGCUUUAACAAACCCAAAGACAACGGCAAGCCUGGCAUUCCUAGGAACACGACUAGGAAUCAGGCCGUCGCCGGUCGUGGCGGCGUUUUCAUCCCGAGGGCCUAAUUUCCUGACGCUUGAGAUCCUGAAACCCGACAUGGUCGCUCCAGGAGUGAACAUCCUCGCGGCAUGGACAGGGGAUUUGGGACCAUCGAGCUUGCCAACGGAUAAGAGAAGAGUGAAGUUCAACAUCCUGUCGGGGACUUCCAUGUCGUGCCCUCACGUGAGCGGCAUCGCUGCAUUGCUGAAAGCCAGACACCCCGACUGGAGCCCCGCCGCCAUAAAAUCUGCUCUCAUGACGACAGCUUAUGUCCACGACAACACUCUAAAUCCUCUGAAAGACGCUUCAACCGCUGUCCCCUCUAACCCCUACGACCACGGCGCUGGCCAUGUCAACCCGAGAAAGGCUCUCGACCCUGGCUUAGUCUACGAUAUUCGGCCGCAGGACUAUUACGAGUUCCUUUGUACGCAGAGUUUGACUCCGACCCAGCUCAAGGUUUUCUCCAAAUACGCUAACAGGACUUGCAAACACUCUCUUGCUGGUCCCGGGGAGUUGAAUUAUCCGGCUAUUUCUGUUGUUUUCCCUGAGAAAGCGUCGGUUUCUGUUAUCAGUGUUCGUAGGACCGUUACUAAUGUGGGCCCUCCCGUUUCGAACUACCAUGUUUCGGUCUCGCCGUUUAGGGGUGCCUCUGUUAAGGUCGAGCCGAAGAGCCUGAGUUUCAACAAGGCGGGUCAGAAGUUGUCUUAUAAGGUGACUUUCACGACUAAGUCACUGCAAACGGCGCCGGAGUUCGGAGAUUUGGUUUGGAAAGAUGGGGUCCACAAGGUCAGAAGUCCAAUUGCCAUUACUAGGUUGCCUCCCAUGUGAGUUGUGAAAUCUGCGGUGGUGUUUUUCUGCUACAAAAUAAAUAAGGAUUUGCCUUUAGAGAGCUCAAGAGGGUCACUCAAAUUUUUUUUUCGCCCUUUCCUUUUAGUUUGGUGAAAUGAUGAUGAACUUAUAUUCCUUUGUUUCUUGCGUGAUGAAAGUGAGAUUGAACCGUCUAGCACUUGAAACAUGACUAGAAAAGUUUAAUCAUCUCUAUGUCAGUGAGCUUGCAUUUUGGUUUUUGUUUUAUGUUGCCUUUUUCCAGAGAAUGUUCAGAUCAACUAAGGAAAAAAAAGAAAAAAAAAAGAUCGAAUCGAUCCAAGAAUUUGCCGUUCUCACGUGGCCAAUUUCGAGAAAUAGUGACUGGAUUUUGUCUUUCUUCUUGGUUCAUUACAAGAAUGCAAAAACUAUUGUGUAGAAGAAU